AAAAUACCAACUUGAGGCUGUGAGAAAAUCAAAAGUUAAGCAUAUGCAUUUAAAAAAAAGUAAGACAAUGCACAAAAAUAAUGAUUUAUUAGAUUAUGAAUUAGUUAAUAAAGAGCUUAAUGAUCAUAUUUGGGUAGAUAAAGAAAUUAAUGAAAAAGCUGAUAGUUAUUUUGAAGUUUUACUAGCAGCUGCUAAGAAUAAUAAUACUUGA
Messenger RNA from Cetraspora pellucida, 211 nucleotides. The record is from the annotation of a GenBank genome assembly. Lineage: Eukaryota; Fungi; Glomeromycota; Glomeromycetes; Diversisporales; Gigasporaceae.